UCGUGUUUAUUCAAAAGUAGCUAGCUGCAACAAAUAAGAUCUUAAAAAUACUACAUUGUUGAUAACCAGUUACUUAAACCACAUUAACCGUAAACAUGUUCAUUUAACGCAAUACUUAUAUGCUUUAACAGCAGAAUAUGACAUUUUGCCGGAACAGCUGUGACAGAAAUAUAAAGACAUUGACGUGCUGCUGUUAAACACAAGUACACACAUGUUGUUGUUGUUUUUAUAAUCAUGACUCUUCCAGCGUUACAUAGCAGUAGUGUUUUUUACAGGAGGAUCCUCAGUCUCUUUCCACAGGACAUCAGUUUAGCUUUUGCUUAUGGAUCUGCGGUCUUCAGACAGACGGGAACCUCGCAAGGUCAGAUGGGGAAGAACAUGCUGGACUUUAUUUUUGCUGUGGAUGAUCCGGUCACAUGGCACACCAUGAAUCUUAUUGACAACAGAAAGCAUUACUCUCUUCUCAAAUAUCUGGGCCCUAAACAGAUCAGCAUUGUCCAGAAUGACUACGGAGCAGGAGUCUACUUCAACACACUUGUACCAACCGAUGAGCGGGUUAUAAAGUAUGGUGUGGUCAGUACAGAUACUUUAAUUGAUGAUUUACUCCACUGGAGGACCCUGUAUGUGGCAGGCAGACUACACAAACCUGUCAACAUUCUGCUUCAGAAUGACAGUGGAAAACUUCAGACUGCCCUCGAGAGAAACCUAAAAAGUGCUGUGACCGCUUCUUUCCUGAUGCUGCCUGAAAGUUUUUCAGAAGAAGAUCUUUUUCUCCAGAUUGCAGGACUGUCCUACUCUGGGGACUUCAGAAUGGUGAUCGGUGAGGACAGAUCCAAGAUCUCCAACAUCGUAAAGGAAAACACACCACAUUUUCGGAAGUUAUAUAACAAUAUUCUUCAAGAGUGCCCACAGGUGGUGUACAAGCCUCAACAGGGCCGACUGGAGGUUGACAAGAGUCCAGAGGGUCAGUUCACACAGCUCAUGGCUCUUCCACGGACCUUACAACAGCAGAUCACACGUCUGGUGGAUCCACCCGGUAAAAACAGAGAUGUGGAGGAAAUCCUCCUACAGGUGGCCCAGGAUCCAGACUGUGGAUCAGUUGUACAGCAAGGAAUCUCUUCAAUAGUGAAAACCUCCAGCAUAACACAAAGUGCCAAAGGAAUUGCCACAGCCGGUCUUGUCAAAACAGUGGUGUACAGUGUCAAAAAGCUGCGGAAAAUGUGGAGAGGCUGGCGUCGAAAACCUAUAUAGCCCCCAUGUCACGCUACAAAUAUUUAUUAAAACAAUGUACAAAUUGUGUAAUGAAAUGACUGAUGUUUGCAUUGAAGUCCUGUGCUGUAUCCAUUAUUUUGGAAAAUUGUCUCUUUUCAAAAUAGUGGAUAAUUUAUUUGUAAUUUCUAACAAGUAAACAUU
Paramisgurnus dabryanus is the source of this 1413-nucleotide messenger RNA. It is a transcript of the gene tamm41, whose product is annotated as TAM41 mitochondrial translocator assembly and maintenance homolog. The record is from RefSeq and is a predicted model, not a curated record. Gene Ontology annotation, molecular function: phosphatidate cytidylyltransferase activity. Gene Ontology annotation, cellular component: mitochondrion. Gene Ontology annotation, biological process: cardiolipin biosynthetic process; CDP-diacylglycerol biosynthetic process. NCBI's taxonomy places the organism in Eukaryota, Metazoa, Chordata, Actinopteri, Cypriniformes, Cobitidae.